Phoenix dactylifera (date palm) is the source of this 2296-nucleotide messenger RNA. Its product is annotated as bifunctional cytosolic FAD synthase/FAD diphosphatase-like. NCBI's taxonomy places the organism in Eukaryota, Viridiplantae, Streptophyta, Magnoliopsida, Arecales, Arecaceae. Gene Ontology annotation, molecular function: FMN adenylyltransferase activity. The record is from RefSeq and is a predicted model, not a curated record. Gene Ontology annotation, biological process: FAD biosynthetic process.
CCAUUUAUGUUAUCGCUCUCUUUGGGCGCCUCUCGUCCCCAUCCCAAUCCCCAUUCCCAUCCCUCGCUCUUGGACGGUUGAAUCGCAUCUCUUAUAAAUCCCCCUCCCACCGAUCAUUACCUGUCAAGAAAGCAAGAAACGGACCUUCUCUUUUUCUUCUUCUUCUUCUUCUUCUUCUUCUUCUUCUGCUGCUGCUGCUGCUGCUGAGAGAGAGAGAGGGUGUGAUUCUCGGGAAGCCAACCUGAUCCGUCCCUUUCUUCCCUUCUCUCUUUUCCUUCCUUUUGGGGGUAGAGAGAGAGAGAGAGAGAGCGUGGGUGUGAAAGGGAUGGAGAUUGAUCGAGCUAUAAAAGAAAGCAGCGAUCGGAGGCUUCAGACCAAGUAUAACAACGCCGUCUACGUGAUUCAGAGAGCUUUCGCGCUCUACGAGUUUGAACAGGUUGCCUUCAGCUUUAAUGGGGGAAAGGACUCAACUGUUUUGCUGCAUUUGCUUCGGGCUGGAUAUUAUCUGCACAAAGAGAAAACAAAUUAUUCCAAUGGGAACCAACCGGACUGCAUGCUGAAAUGUCCAAUUCAAACUAUCUAUUUUGAGAGCCCUUGUGCUUUCCCUGAAAUCAAUUCAUUCACUUAUGAAACUGCUGCUGCUUAUGGCUUGCAACUGGAAAUUAUGCGCUCAGAUUUUAAGUCAGGUUUAGAAUCCUUGCUAAAGGAAAAACCUAUCAAAGCUAUUUUUCUUGGUACCCGAAUUGGUGAUCCUAAUGCGGUUGGUCAGGAACAGUUUUCCCCGAGUUCAACUGGAUGGCCUCCUUUUAUGAGGGUGAAUCCUAUCUUGGAUUGGUCAUACAGGGAUGUGUGGGCUUUCAUUUUAACCUGCAAGGUUAAGUACUGCAGUCUCUAUGAUCAAGGAUAUACUUCCAUUGGGAGCAUUUAUGAUACGGUUCCAAAUGCAUUGUUGAGCUCUGCUGAUUCUUCAAGCAUGAAAGAAAAUUUUAAACCUGCAUAUAUGCUGUCGGAUGGAAGACUAGAAAGGGCUGGGAGAGCAAAGAAGAUUUCCUCAAAGUGUGAAAGCACUCAUGUUCUAAGUAAUGGCAUGAUUAAUACUGGUGCACAUAGAAGCAGCUCUCUUACAGCAUCAAUCAUCGCUGUAGGUGAUGAGAUUCUGUUUGGGACUGCUGAGAACCAAAUAGGAGCAACAUUGUGCAAAAAGCUUUAUGCCAUUGGUUGGCAAGUUACCCACAUAGCUGUUGUUCAGAAUGAUGUUGAUUCUGUUGCUGAAGAAGUUGAACUCCGGAAGUCUAGAGAUGACAUGGUGUUCCUGUUUGGAGGACUGGGCCCUUUGCAUUCGGAUGUUUCAGUAGCAGGCGUUGCAAAGGCAUUUGGAGUUCAUUUGGCCCCUGAUGAAGAGUUUGAGGAGUCCCUUAGGCAUCUUAUAGGAGAUCAUUGCACUGGUGACCAUAAUGAGAUGGCUUUGUUGCCUGAAGGCAUAACUGAGUUACUGCACCAUGAAACACUACCUGUGCCAUUGAUCAAAUGCCGAAAUGUAAUUAUUCUUGCUGCAACAAAUGUCAGUGAACUAGAAAUGCAAUGGGAGUGUCUUCUAGAAUUACCAAGCGUCCCCUUGGUGCGGAUGGCACCAUUCAUAUCAAAGCAUCUUAGCACAACACUUUCUGAUAUUGAAACUGCUCAGGUCAUAUCCAAAUUAUGCAUUGAUUUUCCAGAUAUUUAUAUAGGAUGCCAUCGUAAGUCUAGAGCUGGCCCUCUGAUAAUAAGUUUUGUUGGGAAGGACAAGACAAGGGUAGAACUGGCUGCUGAGAAACUGUCCCGAAGGUUUCAUGCAGGAGCGUUCUGUGGAGUUAGCUGUGGCUGAUACCGAUGUUUGUCUUCAAAUUUUUGCCGGGCAAAGUUUCUGUUCGCCAUCCAAAGGCGGAUGGUGGAAAGAGAAGCCAACCUGUCCUGAGCUCGUGAUUGGAAUAAAGCUGUCCUCCAAGCUCUCAGCCAAACUGCACAUAUAUUUUUGAGGAAAGCAUGUUUCAGUAAUUUUUUCCGUGAGGGAUGAAUUGAACUGCUUGGAGAGCAUCAAAGGUCCGCAACAUUUCCUAAUCAAUUGUAGGCAUGACUAAUAUUUAUGUGUCUAGGAAAUGAGGGAGGUACAGACGCAAAAUUGGUUUUACCGUAAUGACAUGCAGAAUUCAGUCGCCAAUUAAUAAAUGAAGGGAUAUACACAAGCCCUACAAAAGAUGUACGUGGAACGAUUUGUCCUAUAGGUUGUGGUGCACACCAUAGAAUUUGUCGUUGUUAU